Molecule: messenger RNA, 2896 nt
Organism: Sabethes cyaneus
Lineage: Eukaryota; Metazoa; Arthropoda; Insecta; Diptera; Culicidae
Product: proton-coupled amino acid transporter-like protein pathetic
Exons: 5
Coding region: 316-1797 (493 amino acids)
Biological process (GO): amino acid transmembrane transport
Cellular component (GO): vacuolar membrane
Molecular function (GO): amino acid transmembrane transporter activity
Source: RefSeq, a predicted model, not a curated record
ACUGCUCAUUCGUACGGGAAAUCUCGUGAAAAUCGGACGUGUUUGGCGCUCUUUCUCGCAACCGAAUAGAAACUCGCAAGCUUGCUGGUCGCGAAUACGCUCGCUUGGCGCUUGGUGGAAAGUUUCCAGUUCUGCAGUGGAAACCCUCGUUGUUGAUAAACUUUUAACCUACACGUGGCUUUGUAAGCGAACUGGUUAGUGUUACCACCUGACAAAGUUAGUUAUACAAUCCUGAGCAAAUACAGUUUAACGUUCUAAAGUAGAAGUGCAAUUUCCACGAAACGUUGCCCGUUCCUGUACGAGAGAUAAUCGACAAUGGAUAACUUCAAGAAAAAGACAAGUGGGCGACCCGAUCUGGAAUAUACGCCUAUUCGGCCGCAGUGGACGGGCUCCAGCAAAUCGGACGUGAGCAAUUACAUUUUCGGCAACAUGAAAGCCAGUCUCACGGAUGUCCCGACGCAAACGGCGGCUGGUUCGACCCUACCGCUGGUAGGAAUGCCACGGGAUGACGAAGAAGCUGCCUGCUACAAUCCGUUCGAGCACCGGAAAUUAACCCAUCCCACUUCCGACGUGGACACUCUGAUUCAUUUGCUCAAAGGUUCUCUCGGUUCGGGAAUUUUAGCGAUGCCGCUGGCAUUCCUAAAUGCCGGCCUAUGGUUUGGAUUGGCAGCAACCCUAACUAUCGGUGCCAUCUGUACCUACUGUAUUCAUAUUCUAGUGAAGUGUUCGCACCUGCUGUGCAGGAGAGCUCAGAUCCCAUCGUUGGGCUUUGCUGACGUGGCGGAAACCGCAUUUCUGGCCGGUCCGGAAGGAAUCAAAAAGUAUUCACGGUUAGCGAGGUUCAUCAUCAAUCUUUUCCUGGUACUGGAUCUGAUGGGAUGCUGCUGUAUCUACCUCGUCUUCGUUGCAACCAACGUCAAGCAGGUGGUAGAUUAUUACACCAACAGCCACCUGGACGUGCGGUACUACAUUCUGUUGACGCUAUUUCCAGUCAUAUUGAUUAAUUUGAUCAGAAAACUCAAGUAUCUGACACCAUUCUCGAUGAUUGCCAAUAUUCUAAUUGGAGCGGGUGUCGGAAUAACGUUGUACUAUAUUACCCAAGAUCUGCCCUCAUUUUCAGACAGAAAGGCCAUCGCCGAAAUUCAUCACAUGCCAAUGUUCUUUGGUACGGUGAUCUUUGCUCUAGAAGGUAUCGGUGUAGUAAUGUCGCUGGAGAACAACAUGAAGACUCCGCAGCACUUUAUUGGCUGCCCUGGAGUGUUGAACACCGGUAUGUGUGUCGUGGUACUAUUGUACGCAUCCGUUGGAUUUCUGGGCUACUUGAAGUAUGGCGAAGGAACUCAUGGUAGCAUCACGUUGAAUCUUCCCGUGGAAGACGUCUUAGCACAGGCCGUCAAGAUUAUGAUUGCUGUGGCAAUAUUUUUAACCUACACGUUGCAGUUCUAUGUACCAAUGGAGAUCAUUUGGAAGAAUGUACAGCACAACUUUAAUGAGCACAAAAAUGCUGCCGAAUAUGCUAUCCGGAUCGGGCUUGUGACUCUCACCGUCAUCAUCGCGGCCGCCUUGCCAAACAUUGGCCCGUUCGUGACGCUGAUCGGUGCCGUGUGUCUCAGCACCCUGGGUUUGAUGUUCCCGGCCGUCAUCGAGCUGGUCACCUACUACGAGAAACCCGGCUACGGUCGAUUCAACUGGAUGCUCUGGAAGAACAUCGGUCUAAUCAUGUUCGGCAUUGUCGGUUUCAUCACCGGAACGUACGUCAGCAUCGAAGAGUUCUCCCAGCAUCUGGAAGAAGUAUAAGCAAGACUUGCCCCCUCGCUGAAGCAUUGGGCACACUUCCGACUUAAGUAUACCCAAAAAAAAAUUAAGAAAUGUUAAGAAAUCUAUGUAGUUCGCGCUACGCGACACCGUGAACGCAGUCGGAAGUGUGUGCAUUGGAUCGGAAGUGCACGUGAUGGUGUCCCGAAUCUCCGCCCAGCAGUCCCAGGUAUCGGUAGCAGCACCAAGCGAGACUGGUUUCCGGUCGUUACCCUGACGACCGGUUAAGGCUACAAUUUAGCCAAACACACCGCGUCGCGUCGGAGUUCGGGGGUAUCAAAACAGCACGUGUCACUUUCUGCCCUGUAAAUUUUCCGCCAUCGGAAUACAGUUAUCGUAGAUUUAGCUGAGAAGUGAAAUUUUAAAUAUAUCAACAAAAACAUUUCGAAUCUGAUUCGGAUCAACUCGACAUACAUGUUUCUAAUGUUCCCAAAUACAACGAUUUUGUUUAAUGCCUUGUAAAGGAAUUUCAUUAGAGAUAGUGACUUUUUUGUUAAUAGAGUAUUAGACAGCAGAACGAAACCUAUGUGAUUAUAAAAUUGUUUCUAUUUGUUUAACGUAGAAGUUGUUGACGAUAAGAAUCGUUUUAAGAUUACGUAAAAGAGAACAGCAUUAUGAACCAAAUAUUUUUCUCGAAAAGACAGAAAGAAAAUGAUCAAGUUUCCUAUGUAUUCAGAAUUACUUUUUAAUAAAGUUAACAGCCUGAUGGCAGCAAUUAUGUUCCAGUUCAAUAAAUGCUUGACCUGUAAUUUAAACCUUCAAAGUAUAAAUAAGAACUAACUUAAACAAACAUGUUGAAAACAAUAGUGAAAUUAGAAAUAAAAUGUUACAACAUUGUCUUCCAGUUGUCAUUGAAAAUAUUUCUCUUAACCAAGGUUACAAGUUGAUUCAUUAAAACUUGACUCUAAAGUAGCGGAAGUGUUGCUCAUAUCUUAUUCUAUACACAUUUAAAAAUCGCGUACAUUGAGACUUAACUCGCCAGCUAUUUGUCAAUUGCUGCUAUAGAACGUCACAGGCACAUAAAUGGUAACAUAUAGUAAAUUAUUUUUAUUACAAAUAAACGGCUGAACAUGCAAACAGA